CUUCCGUCCACCACUACUUUAUUUUUGGACGAACCCAAAAGGCCUGACCGCUGAACACCACUCGACAUCUGACAGUCUUCUCAAAGCGCCAUCAUCAUGGAGCCAACACCUACGUCAAGCCUCAAAAAACGUGCGGAGGGAGAGUUCGUAGUCCCGAACUACGGUUCCUCCAGCUCUCUGGAUUCCAUGUCGUCUUCCCAAACCCGACCUCGCAGAGAACUUGGCCGAGUGGCCUCAGUUCGUCGCUAUUUGGCCGCGGAAGUCGACGGUUCGCAGGUUAACCCACCCCUAUCCGCCUACGCCUUCAUGACCGGUUACAUCGAUGCCAUUUCGUUCUCUACAAUCUUCGUUUGGGUGGGCUUCCAGACAGGGAACUUCACUCAGCUCGCACUCUCUUUUGCCCGCACCAUCGAAGCCUACCUAUGGGGCCCCCCAGAAUCCGCAGUCUUCUUCGUCCAGCAUCCUCCAGUCGCCACACGCCUGAUGCCUCCAGCAGAACAACUGGCCGCCUGCUCAAUAUUUUCCUUUGUUCUGGGCACAUUCCUGUUUGGACGGAUAGGAGAUCGAAUUGGCACCCACAAACGCGGAUGGCUGGUGUUUGGGACGCUGUUCCAGGCGCUACUCACAUUGGCAAGCGCGAUCACAUUCAGACUUUUGGAACAGGAGCCCUCAAUUCCGCCGACCAUCGCCUCUCUGAAUCCCCUCACGACUGUCAGCCUAAAGUAUUUCUUUGGGAUCGCAUGUCUCAGUAUGAGUCUGGGGGUUCAGGGUAUCAUGGCGAGGAGAUUGGCAACCGCAUUCAGCACGACAAUUGUCCUUACCGCCAUCUUCGUCGAACUGACUGCUAAUCCCGCCCUCUUCCAAUUCAGCCGAUCGUCACCAGCGCGAGACCAGCAGUGGUUGGCUGCCAUCUUCCUCUUCAUUGGCGCCUCGGUUGCUCGGUUGAUUCUGGGUCAGGUUGGCGUUGCUUCGACGCUAGCAGUUGCUGUCCUCUUCAGGGUCGCCAUCGCCUUUUCUUGGCUAUUUAUCCCCGCAAGACACAUCCACCUGCCGUGAACGUUUAGUUCGGUUUUAUUCGCUUUACAGCGCGUUCUCGGCUCUUAGAUGUCAAGUGCGUGUCGCUCUUUUCUCGCACCUGAACCCUGUUCACCCGCUAUUAUGUGGGACCACAUUUACACACCAGCGACGUACAUUAUUUCUUUUCUAUUCGCAUAGACCAUACUUACAGGUAGACUUUUUUAUGGAAUAGAACGUUGCGCCCCUUUUACCU
Molecule: messenger RNA, 1270 nt
Organism: Coprinopsis cinerea okayama7#130
Lineage: Eukaryota; Fungi; Basidiomycota; Agaricomycetes; Agaricales; Psathyrellaceae
Exons: 5
Coding region: 97-1056 (319 amino acids)
Source: RefSeq, a predicted model, not a curated record